Messenger RNA from Chara braunii, 4938 nucleotides. Lineage: Eukaryota; Viridiplantae; Streptophyta; Charophyceae; Charales; Characeae. The record is from the annotation of a GenBank genome assembly.
ACUGAAAUUCUGGUGAAUUUCUGGCCCCGUUUGUAAUUUUUUCUUUGACGCGGGAGAUCCUGCGCAUGAAUUCCUUGUCUUCCACCGGCCAAAGCAACAACGCCGAUGAGGGCCAAAAGACUUCGGCUCCUUCGGCGGUUAUCGGAGUAGAUUUGUCGUUGUCAUGCGGAGCUCGUACGUCAGUUAGAGGUCAAGAGAGAAGAGCAAGUGGUGGUCUAUAUGGCGACGACGAGUUCUUGGACAGCGGCGGCCAUGGCGAUGGGGAAUCAAGCUCCGGCAAAGACAUUGUCAAGUUCACCGUCGGGUUGGGCGUGCCGGCUGUCGAGGGAGGAGUAGGGCGGGAAGCCAUCGAUGAGUGCGACGGCUCCUCGUCAUCUUCAAGGACGUACCGCCCCAAGAUCAGCCGAAACAACAUUGGCUAUCAGGUAGCCUUCUCAGACCGGCUGCCAGUCGAACCGCUGGAUUGGGCUGUUCGGUACUCCUACACCAGCGAACCAUUACGUGAAUCUGAAGAAGAGCGAGAUGUGUUCGUCGCAAGGUUGGCCACUAUAGCUGAUUUAGCUGAACGAAAUUUGAUGUUAGAGGAGAAGAGGGCCGAAGUGCAUAACAGAUUGCUAGCCACCAAAAGGCAAGAGUUGGAAGAAAAAAAGAGGUUGCAAGCGGAGGGAGAGAAGUUGCAGAAACCAUUAGAAGCUCAAAAAGAUAAACCAUCUGCAACGGACGAACAACUUGCCCUCCUCAGAGAGGCCGUCCUCAACACAAGGCAAGAAAUGGCCUUAAUGCAUCAGACGCUACAAAAAGUAGAGACUCAUCGGAGUGAGUUUGAAACUGUUUGGAACAACUUUCUGGAGAAAUCAGCAAAAGACGUUGACCAGCAUAUCCAGACUUAUAUCAAGGCGUUAAAUGAACACAUCACCAAGACCUUCACUCCAGUGGUCAUAGAAAAGAUUGUCAAGGGAGCUGGAGGCGGAGGAGGGGAUGGCGGCGAUGACGGCGAUGAUGACAAAAAGGGGAAAGGGGUUCCUGAACGGAAAGGAAAACUUCCACAGGAAGUAGGGCAGGUCAGCAAGAUUAAACUCAAAUUGCCAUGUACCUAUAACGGGAAAAAAAAUGAAAGUGUUCUGCACUGGAUGACAGUCAUUGAAUCAUACGUAUACGGGCAGCGAAUCCCAUACUGGGACAGGGUGUUGAUGGCGAGUUCAUGUAUGGAAGGCGAUGCCAUGAGCUUCGCGAUUUCGCUACAAAAGGAGGCGGGUUGCAGCUCAAUGGUAGAGUUCUCACAACAAACUCGGAUUGAAGACUUUCUUAAAACAAUUCGAGAAAGAUUUGAGGACAAGAACUUAGGACGUCGCACAGAGAUGUUGAUCCUCAACCUCCCUGAUAGGAAAUGGAAGAGCACCUCUGCCCUGAAAGCAACCAUGGAUGAAUUGUUACAGUGCCCCGACCAUGGACUUACACCUGCCCAAAUUUUGAACAGCUUUGCACGAGCAUUUCCUGAUCCCCUGCGAACACAACUCUAUCCCCGUGUCAAAGAAGAUGGAACGACUUACGAGAAGUUCAGCAAGAUCGCGAUAGAUCAUGCUGGCUUCCUCGCCGAAGCAAAUUACUGCCACUACUGGAAAGAUCUGCAAGCGGGAAAGAAGUGGCAAAACCACACUAUCUCAGGGUCUAUACCUGGGAAGGAUAGUCUCCUUCUAACCUUUGAAGAGGGAGGCGUCGAGACCAUCUCCUGGGACCAGGUAGAUUAUGGACUCGACGAACUCAGCGGACCGAUAGCUCAGGAGGGGAGUUAUGCGGCCGUUGUAGCCCGCGGGGGAGGGCGUCAAGGAAGAGGGCGUGGCCGAGGAAGAGGUCGCGGCCGUGGUGGACGAGGAUUCGGCACCCAGAGGGGUGGUGGCGAAGGAAGCCACUACGUGGGAGGAAGGGGAAAUGGUCCCUCGCAAGGUGGCCGUGGUGUGUGCAAGGUCUUCAGCAAGAUCGAUCUCAAGUCUGGCUACCACCAGAUUGAAGUCGACCCUGCAGACCAGUCAAAACUGCAUUCAAAACUCGCGACGGGUUAUAGUGGAUCGAAUAUGUGUGGUAGUGAAGGUAUUCGCAGUAAUUUCAAGUGGUUGUCGUGCAGCGAUCAUAAGAUUGCGACGGUGUUGACCACUGUGCUCAACAAGACCACAACUUCGACAAAUGGGGUAAAGUCAGCGCCGUUUUACAAAUUUGAGGAUGCUGCACCGGAGGUAUUUGAGUUAAUUGACAGUUGCAAAGAUCUUGUGCGUCACGUCAAGCAGACGAGCCUGCAAAGGGCAUUGAAAAAUACGUUAGAGCAGGAGAACGUGACAAGAUGGAAUUCGUUGUUACGUAUGCUUAAGAGUGUCAGCAAGAGCUACGAGGAAGUUUCGAAUCUCUUGCUGAACCGGGGUGGUAAUAGGGCCAUACUGAUUGCAAAAAUCAACAGAGAGUUGUUGGAGGAACUAGUACGUUUCCUCGAUCGUUUCGAAGAGGCCACUUUGAAACUAGAAAGUUAUCUCCGACCUGCUCUCCAUUGUGUGGUCUUCGAGCGAUUUGAAUUGCUCCAACAUUGCGAGACUAGCACGGAGCCUGUGACAGAAGUGGAUGACUCCGGAAAGAAAAUCGUGACUCCGCCGGAUUCAAACCCAAUUGUAGCUAUCAAGAAGUUGAUCAAGGACACGMUGAUAGAGAAAUGGUCUCUGGAAGAGCUGCAUGUUGUUGCUGCCUUGCUUGAUCCACGUCAAAAAGAUAGGCUAGAGCUUUUCGAUGUCCCAUACGUACAAGUGAAACGAAGGAAGGCUCAAUUGAAGACGAUCAUGCAAGAUAUUGCCAUUAGUGUUGACAACGCAUCUGAUGUGCUCGAGGACGAGGUCGUGAAAGAGCGUCCAACAAAAAGAAGACGGGGAAGAUCGGGGAUGUGCAGCUCUGACGAGGAGGAUGAAGAAGCGCCACGAAGGGAUGAAUCAAUGAAGAUGAGCAUACCCGAGAGGAUUCAGAAAGAGUUCGAAUAUUAUUUUACGUUGAUAAGUGCAGAUUGGAAGGACUUCACCUCCCAGAUCUACGACAUCAAACUCAAGAUGACGUCUGGUCGACAUCCCGAAGCCAAUGGACUGGUUGAGGAGGUCAACCAGACUGUGAUCCAACUUCUUAGAGCUCUAAUUGUGUCUGAUCAGAACUCUUGGGAUGAGGAAUUGCCGAUUAUGCAAGGAUUGUAUAACAACUCCAUACACUCCUCCACCGGGAUGACACCUAAUCGGCUGCACCUCGGUUGGCAGAUUCUCAAUCCCCUAUCCUAUCUGUUUCCUGACCAGCCACCUGGCCUGACACCUGGCCAGCCAGGCUACAACACUAAGUUGGAUCGUUUGCUCAAAGUUGUUGUCGCAGCCAUGGAAAAGCGACGCAGUGCCAUGAUUAAGCAUGCAAAUAAAAAGCGCCAGCCUGACCCUUUCACAGUGGGAAGUUAUGUCUGGGUCAAGAUGUCUGAGUUUUCUGAAGAAGGUGUAUCAUGGAAGCUUCUUCCUCAGUACUCGUUGCUGAAGAAAGCUGGAUGGAGUGAGGGCGAGGGUCUUGGACUGCAUAGUCAGGGUAGAUUGGCGCCCGUUAGUGCACAUCUGAAGAGCGAUAAGGGAGGCAUCGGAGCAGACAAGGUUCCCAACGUCAGAAUGCAGGACCAGGUGCAGGAACAGCGAAAAAUAAGGAAGCAGGAGGGGAAAAAGUUGAGGCCUGUAGAGUACAUGUCCAAAAAGAUUCCCUCUCAGAAGUUGGAUGAGUCCACCUAUGAGAAGGAACUCUAUGCGAUUUACAAGGCGCUCACCCAUUGGAGGCACUAUCUCCUUGGGAGGUUCUUCUACGUCAGGACUGAUCACCAGACCCUGAAGUGGAUGAGAACCCAGCCUGUGCUCUCCAACGCUCUGAAGCGUUGGAUUGAAGUCAUAGAGCAGUAUGACUUUGAGCCCCAGUACAUCAAGGGCGAGUACAAUAAGGUUGCUGAUGCGCUGUCGCCUAGACCAGAUUUCUCUGGUGUGCUGAUCACUGAGUUUGGGCUUGCGGACGAUGUUACUCAAUCUAUGGUGGAAGCCUAUUGCGAGGACCGGUUUAUGUUUGAGAUCAUACGCAGACUCGAGGCGAAGGACAAAGCAACUUCUGUCGAGUUUGAGUUGGUCAACGGGCUGCAGGGAAUAAACGUUUCCAAUCUGCUGCAGCGGUUCUGGUGGCCGACGAUGAUGAGAGCCAAUCUGCUGCAGUUGUACAAGGAGACUUGUCAAGUUUGUCAGAGAGACAAGCCCCGUACGCAGGCCCCUCUUGGGCUCCUCAAGCCUCUUCCGAUUCCGGAAAGGCCCGGUGAGAGCUUGUCUAUGGACUUCAUGGACACGCUGGUCACCAGCAAGAGCGGAAUGAGACACAUCUUUGUUAUCGUGGAUAGGUUUAGUAAGUACGCUAGGUUAGUUGCAAUGUCGGAGACAGCGAAGACUGGGCAUGUGAUUAAGCUGUUCAAAGAGAACUGGUUAGAGAUUUUGGAUUGCCAAAGUCUAUAGUCAGUGACCGUGAUGUGCGAUUCACAAGUGAACUGUGGAAAGCCACAGCUGCAGAAUAGGGAACGCAGUUGCAGAUGACAUCAGGAAACCAUCCCGAGGCGAAUGGACAGGCAGAACAGUUGAACCGCGUCGUACAACACCUGCUGUGAGGCAUUACAUCAAGCCAAAUCAGGUAGACUGGGAUGAGAAACUUGCUCUCAUUGCCAGCCUGUAGAACAACGCGGUCCACAGCGCAACGGGCGUGAGCCCGAAUAGUCUGCUAUUAACCUUUAAGCCUAGACUAUCCUUGGAUUUCUUACUACCUGAGAACCAGCCCUCUGCUGCACCAGGGACUUUAGAGUUUGCUUAUCGAUAUGAGCAGUUGAUGCAGCAGGCUGUUGAACAAAUGUACAAGACACAA